UUGUGCACAUUAUAAACAGCAGUAAUGGAAAUUGACUCUGGUGAUAAAUAUGCUUUCUCCAAAUUGUACAAAGAUCGAAAUUUUACCGACAAUUAUCGAAGUAAUGUUCUCAAUAAAGUGAUAGAAAUGGAAGAAUUUGCUUCAUUUUGUCUGCAUCAAAUAUUUCGCGAUGAAGCCUUUCGAGGGAAGAGAAUUCUUGACGUAGGAUGUGGCCCGACCGUUCACAGAAUGGCAGCCCCGAGUAAAUAUUUCUCGGAAAUUGUUUUGUCUGAUUAUACCCAGCACAACCGUAAAGCUGUUCAAGAAUGGUUAAAAGACGAAUCAUCGUCGAAGGAUUGGGAUACUUUGAUGCGAAUGGAAGCAUUACUUGAGGGAUAUGGAAACGUCGAAGAAGGAAUAAACGAAAUUAAACUUCGAUUGCGACAAAAAAUAAAAGAAGUAAUUCCUUGCGAUAUCUUGCAAAAAGACAUCAUUUUCUCGGACGUGGGAAAGUUUGACGUGUUGUUUACCUCUUUGUGCUUAGAAGGGGCUUGCGCCACUUUAGAAGAUUAUAAAACCGCCGUUAAAAACUUCGGAAAUUAUAUUUUGCCGAAUGGAGGAUUUGUAAUGGUGUCCAUAUUGGAAUGUCCAUAUUAUUACUUAGGAAAUAAUGAAAAACUUCCAUCUCUUUUUAUAACUCGAGAGUUUGUAAAUGAAACAUUAAAGGAAGCCGGAUUCGUUAAAAAACAUUGCUUUUUUAUGGAAAAUGAUCAACAACAUCCGGUUGCUAAAUUUAGCGGUUACUUAAUAUCAUCGGCUAUUAAAUCAGUUUAACAAAUUAUAUACGUUGUUUUACACUAAAUUGCUUUAUUAUAAUUACAGUUGAAUGCAACUUUAAACUGUAGGAUUAUAUGAAUGUACUGUACAGUACAUGCUUCGGUUUCGAUAUUAAUAACAUAUUGUAUUUGAUUCUACAUUAUGUCUAAAGAUAAAAACUUAAGAAGCAUAAAAUAAAAUAUUUGUGUUACGAGCGAUAUUAUUAUUAUAUCAUACAGUUUUGUAUAAUGUGCUUUACA
Molecule: messenger RNA, 1055 nt
Organism: Centruroides sculpturatus (bark scorpion)
Lineage: Eukaryota; Metazoa; Arthropoda; Arachnida; Scorpiones; Buthidae
Product: nicotinamide N-methyltransferase-like
Exons: 3
Coding region: 25-813 (262 amino acids)
Cellular component (GO): cytosol
Molecular function (GO): N-methyltransferase activity
Source: RefSeq, a predicted model, not a curated record